AUGUUGGAUGACAUACGAGUUCAAAAAAUGUGUCUCAUCAACAAAGUCUAUUCCGUCUUUGUGCCUCAAGAAAUGCUUUACGUCUACCUGCCUAUAAGAGUUGGACUCGCUGGUCAGCUUGGAUUAGCUUUCGAUGAAGUAGUGGAUAUCAUUAAUAUGAUCUUAAGUUGCAACGUCAAUGUAUAUUUCACUUUUGUACAGGCAUUCAAGCAUGCAAGAGAAUGGUGA
Messenger RNA from Lodderomyces parapsilosis, 228 nucleotides. RefSeq lists its product as uncharacterized. NCBI's taxonomy places the organism in Eukaryota, Fungi, Ascomycota, Pichiomycetes, Serinales, Debaryomycetaceae. The record is from RefSeq and is a predicted model, not a curated record. Bases 1 to 228 code for a protein of 75 amino acids. The transcript has a single exon.